Molecule: messenger RNA, 2145 nt
Organism: Gongylonema pulchrum
Lineage: Eukaryota; Metazoa; Nematoda; Chromadorea; Rhabditida; Gongylonematidae
Source: the annotation of a GenBank genome assembly
AUGACAAGUCAGUAUUUUUCGACCUAUGUUGAGGAUCUCGAGCAGAAUUUUCUGCUUGAGGAGCCGUUCGAUGCAAUUGAUUUUGUGGAACGUUUGGCUUGGCGAUUGACAGGUGGCAAGGACGAAUUCGAUGUGGUUGAUUUGAAAACGAAAUUCGAAGAGGAAAUUGGCAAUCUGCAAAUGUUAAGCGACCAAUUUCAGGCUUUGGAUAUGAAUGAUUUGAGUUCGAAACCAUUGCAGUCGAAGAUUGCAUCGAUGGAGCAGCAAUGUAGUAAUGAUAAGCGCGAAUAUUUGAAUAUUUUGCACAGGCUUCAUGAACAAAACGCUGAUGCGAUGGAUAAACUGAAGCAGUUGGACAGUACAAUGCAAACAGUCUCUACGAAAGUGGUCCACCUGGGCGAUCAGUUGGAAAGCGUUCAUGUGCCACGAGCUCGAGCUAACGAAGCACUACAACUGAUGAGGCAUUUCGAUGAAUUUUUAGCUGAUCAGCCACUCAGUUCAGAUAUUUUCACCGAUCCGGAUCGGCUAUUGGAAUCAGCUGCAAUGAUCCAGAAAUUAUCCUCGAUAGCCCAGGAAUUGGCAAAAGGCAAAUAUAGCAAUGUUCAAAUCCGAAUUGCUCAUAAAUACGACGAAAUCGAGCGACUGAUGCUGGAAGAAUUUGUGCGAGCGCACAGACAAGGCAACUGGCGCAGGAUGCGUGAAAUUGCCGCAAUCCUUGCUGAUUUCAAAGGCUAUUCGCAGUGUUUGGAUGCUUUUGUGGAACAUAUGCAAAUCAACGCUUUCCGUGGUGAUAAUGUCUUCGAUGAUAUAUUAUCGUUGUGUCAAAAAACGCAACCCAUGCUGAGAGAAAUAUUUCCGAAUCCCGAUCAAGUGAUGUCAAAAUUGGUCCUCAACUUGUUCCAUGGCAAACUCCAGGAAGUAAUCACAGCGAAGCUCAGUGAUUCCGAAAAUGAUUUGGAGGUUUACUUGACGACAAUACACGACUUAUAUUCAAGGACACAGAAAUUGGUAUCAAAAUUUACGGCAUCGCGAAUUGGUGGGGCUGAUCCUCAGUUCUUGGAAACAUUGGUGCGGUCAGUGUUUGGACGUUAUUUGGAAAGCUACCCUGCGAUUGAGCAGCAGUUUUUAACAGAGCAGUGUGGUGGUAUUUUGAGCCGCUUUUAUGAGUUGAAAAAUCACCAGAAGAAGCAGAUUCAAAGCGGAGGAUUGCAAGAUCUGAAAAGAGACAUCCAGGCACGAUUGCUAAAUGUCGAAACUUAUGGCGGCGAGACAUUUUUGUCUGAAGAAGUAGCUAUUAAUAUACUUCAAGAAACGAAAAAUGCAUUUCAACGUUGUCAGCUGCUAUGCGACAAGGACGGAGCACCGAAAAUGACCGAAAUGAUCUUUGAUAUAUUGUUAAAAUUUCUGUAUACAGAACAUGUUGAUUACGCCAUCGAUCUUUCACUUGCUGGAAUAUCACUGGCAGAACCAAAAACAGAGCCUCCGAAUUACUUUUUUGCCGUUGUACAGCAGGCUGCAGCAAUCACUCAUCUUUUCCAUAAGCAAUACGAUGAUUCCAUCUUUCCUUUGGUUAGUGAUACACCAGUUGAAGAUGUCUGUGCAAAGAAACAAAGCGAUUGCUUACGAAAUGUUGAAAAUCGCAUAAAUCUUGGUUUAGAGCGACAACUCAAUGUCGUUGUCGGAUACAUACGCUUUUUAUUGAGCAACGAGCAAAAGAAAACGGAUUUUCGUCCCGAAGAUGAAAAUCAACAAGUCACAGCUAUGUCCUGUGCAUGUGCAGUGGUUGUGAAAUAUUUGACAGCGGAAGUGCAAAUAAUACGUGAUAGUUUGGACGGAGGCAAUUUGACAUCCAUUAUGCUGGAAUUCGGGCGCCGUUUUUACAAAGUUUUUCUGAAUCACAUUUACCAGUUCACUUACAAUUCCCAAGGCGCAAUGCUGUUACUCUGUGAUAUCAACGAAUACAGGAAAUGUGUGAUGAGUUGGAAAAUCCCAGAUGUUGACAAGCAGUUCGAAUCGCUGCAUGCCCUCGCAAAUUUGCUUGUUGUUGUGCCUGAAAAUCUGAACGAAGCAUGUUCUUCGCAACUAUUAGUACGUUUUUGUUUCCAAUGUUUAAAUAAGGGUUAUUUUUGUGCAUUUGAAGUGUAG